GGGGCCCGGCCAUGAGGCUGAGCCGGGCGGCCGUGCUGGCCAGGGCCAAGGCGGCCGGGCUGGACGGUGUCCGGCGCCUCAACUGCUGGGGCAGCCGCCUGACGGAUAUAUCGAUAUGCCGGGAUUUGCCCAACAUCGAGGUGAUCACGUUCAGCGUGAACGGCAUCUCCGACCUCGAGCCGCUGCGUCAGUGCCUGAACCUGACUGAACUCUAUCUGAGGAAGAACAACAUUACAAGCCUAAACGAGCUCUUCUACCUCAAAAACCUACCCCAGCUGAGGGUCCUGUGGCUGUCUGAAAAUCCCUGCUGUGGGUCGGACCCCCACCGCUACCGGAUGACCGUGCUGCGCAACCUGCCCAGCCUGCAGAAGCUUGAUAACCAAGCUGUGACAGAAGAAGAACUGUCCCAGGCCCUGGUGGAUGGCGAGGAGAUCACAGCCCCACCACCCAGGAGGGGGGUGGACAAUGGCUGCCCUGGCUCCUCGGAAUCCAGUGCUGCUGAGUCCACAGCCGAGACUGAGAGGGAACUGCUGAGCUUCACUCUGGAGGAGACAAACAAAAUUCGAGAGGAGCUGGGUAUGAAGCCGGUUCCCAGGGAUAAAUUUUCCUCCUUUUCACCUCGAGAGACAGACUGUAACCAAAAGGAGAAAAACAAUGUCCUGAAUGCCAUCCUGCUUCUCACAAAGGAACUGGACGUGGAGGGUCUGGAGAUUGUCCAGCAGACGGUGGGGAGGAGGCUCCAGGCCCUUCAGAAGAAGGAGCUGCAGGAGGAGUGACAGUCCCCACUGCAAACCUCCCUGCAGCCAAAGCCUUGGCCUUUCCCACUGCCCUUCCCUUCUGGAGGAGCUGGGAUGGGGUGCUGCUGGCUUCCCCUGGAGCUCCUGUGCACAUCACCCUGGGGCUGGCAGCACCUGAGUGGGUGCUCGGGAGCUUUCCUGCUUGUGGAGCAGGCUCCCUUCACAGUCAUACCUUGUGUUGCUGGGAGCUGCAUGGGAAGCAGCAAAGCCAAAGGGCUGCAGUGAGAGCUGCUGCUGUGCUGUGCGAUCAAAGGGGGAUGGCAAAGCCUGCUGACCCCUGAAAAGUUCACUGCUCGUUGGUGACUCCCUGUCAGGCUCACCCUCUGCCAGCCUCUGUUGGUGUGUAGCAGCCUCUGAGGGCAGUUCUUACCACAAAGGUUUGUUUUUGUCAAGUCUGUCAGGGAGACGUGGCCUGAGAUGGUCACCAAGAACUGUCUGGUGCUGUUUGCAAAGGUCACAUUCCUCAUUUACCUUCAACUCCUGAAUUCUUCUGGUCCUCCUUAGCUCCUGCAACAUCAGACUUGGCGACCAGGCAAAGAACUGUCUGGUGCUGUUUGCAAAGGUCACAUUCUUCAUUUACCUUCAACUCCUGAAUUCUCCUGGUCCGCCUUAGCUCCUGCAACAUCUGACUUGGCGACCAGGCAGCCCAAAGAAAGGCUGGGUGCAGCCUGGGUGAAACAGGAAUUACUCUCUCCCAGAUCCUGAAUGCUCGGCUGUGCUCUUAACCCCCACAUCCCCCUGCAGGCAUUAGAGCAGCUUAAGGAAACUUAACAUCAAAAAGCCCCUGUGCAUUUUGCAGCUGGGAGCACAAAAAAAAAAAAAGCCAAGCAUGACUGUCAGGUUUCCACAGGCAUCAGGGGGGUGUUUAACUGAAAAAGCUGCAUUGACUAAGAUUUUACAGAGCUGUUAAAUACACAUUAAAAUGUUGUGACAUACCAAAUAAAGCCAGUUGUCCCUCUAA
Messenger RNA from Apus apus (common swift), 1758 nucleotides. RefSeq names its product cilia and flagella associated protein 410 (gene CFAP410). Bases 12 to 776 code for a protein of 254 amino acids. NCBI's taxonomy places the organism in Eukaryota, Metazoa, Chordata, Aves, Apodiformes, Apodidae. The transcript has 7 exons. Gene Ontology annotation, biological process: cytoskeleton organization; mRNA splicing, via spliceosome. The record is from RefSeq and is a predicted model, not a curated record. Gene Ontology annotation, cellular component: U4/U6 x U5 tri-snRNP complex. Gene Ontology annotation, molecular function: protein binding.